AUGACAUCUCCAUCCCCGUUCUUCUUUGCCAAUCAAGCGGCCCAAAUGCAUCAAAUGCCACAGCGCACUAUACACAACCAACUCUGCGACUACAAAGCCCCAGAACCACCCCUCGGUCGUCCAGAGAUGCGACGUCGGCUGGGCAUAGAUCUGGAUCGUGCGGAAGACGUUCGUCAAAAUGAUCAUCCCGAGCAGGAAAAAGAGCAGUCCUACCACCUCCACCAUGCGGCUCGGCAGGCGACCGAUUUGCUCGGGGAACCGACGGUGGCGGAUGCACAGCCUCAGGAGCCAGACUUUGAGGAUGACGAUCAGGAGCAGGUUGAGGAAUAG
Cladophialophora bantiana CBS 173.52 is the source of this 330-nucleotide messenger RNA. RefSeq lists its product as uncharacterized. The transcript has a single exon. The record is from RefSeq and is a predicted model, not a curated record. Lineage: Eukaryota; Fungi; Ascomycota; Eurotiomycetes; Chaetothyriales; Herpotrichiellaceae. Bases 1 to 330 code for a protein of 109 amino acids.